This is a messenger RNA of Acanthaster planci (crown-of-thorns starfish), 1791 nucleotides long. Its product is annotated as organic cation transporter protein-like. Lineage: Eukaryota; Metazoa; Echinodermata; Asteroidea; Valvatida; Acanthasteridae. Gene Ontology annotation, cellular component: membrane. Gene Ontology annotation, biological process: transmembrane transport. Gene Ontology annotation, molecular function: transmembrane transporter activity. The record is from RefSeq and is a predicted model, not a curated record.
AUGGCGGAAAAAGAGAUGAAACCAGCUGAUGACAAGCAGGCAAUAAAGACGACUUAUGCCUUUGACGACAUCAUCUGCGCCGUUGGUGAACUGGGGAUCUGGCAGAGAGUCAUGUUUUUCAUGGUGCCGCUGAUCGGGGUGAUCCACGGCAUGAACUCCUUGGCCCAGGUGUUCAUGGCCGGGGAGGCCGACCACUGGUGCCGCGUGGCACACUGGGACCAGGCCAACUGCACCGCUACGGGCCUGCCGGACGACUGGGGAUGUCUCCUGGAGAAGCGUGACGCGUCGAUCCCGUACAAUGCCACCAAGAAGGUCUUUGACAGCUGCGAGAUGUACAACGUGACCGGUGUGGUAUUCACCCCUGGAUUGAGGCCGUCCGACUUUGACAAUACCAGCAGAGUUAGGUGCAGGGACGCCGAUGGUUGGAUCUAUGACACCCGACAGUACAAGAAAACCAUCCGAAAUGAGUUUGAUCUUGUGUGCGACCAAAGCGAUACCGUCAGCUUCCUGCAGUCGAUUUACUUUGCUGGGUUUCUGGCCGGCUCGUUAGUCGUUGGCUCGCUGGCAGAUUGGAUUGGCCGCAAGACAGCGAUAUACAUAUCAUCAACGGUGCUCCUGCUUGCCUGUGUCGGCAACGUCUUCUCACCGAAUGCGCUGGUGUACACGAUACUGAGGUUCUUCAUCGGAGUUGGCGGGAUGGGGGCGUUCCUCAUCUCAUUUGUGCACAUCACCGAGUUUGUGGGCCCGAACAGGCGGGUGUUGGUCGGCAUUGCCAUGCACGGAUUCUUCGCCGCUGGUCUCCUCCUCCUCUCGCUGUUUGCUUACCUCAUUCGUGACUGGCGUUACCUCCAGCUUGCCAUAGGGGCUCCUGCCAUCUUGUAUUUCCUCCUGUUCUUUUUCAUACCGGAGUCGGCCCGCUGGCAGAUGUCCAAAGGGAAGUACAGACAGGCCGAGAAGACGCUACGGAAGAUAGCGGCGGCAAACAAGAAGGAAUUCCCCGAAGAGAUGUUCUCUCCCGAAAUCGUCAGCGCAGCCAAGGAAAACAAGGUGGGACAAUUGACGUUUGUUGCACUUUUCCGCACUCCCAACAUGGCCAUCAAAACAGUGAAUCUCAUCUUCUACUGGUUCGUUGUCAAUAUGGUUUACUAUGGUCUGGGGCUCAGUACGUCUGACCUGGGCGUGGAUGACUACGUUGCUGCGGCCAUCUCGGGCCUGAUAGAGUUCCCUGCCUACGGCUACUGCAUCUUCUCGUUGCAGUAUCUUGGCCGACGCAUGAACUUGAGCAGCAGCAUGCUUCUCGGAGGCGUGGCUUGCGUCGUCUCGGCUUUUCUUGAAGAGGGCGUGGCACGGACCGCUGUCGCCAUGGUUGGCAAGUUUGGUAUCACCGCUGCUUUUGCCAUCAUUUACCAAGUGUCCCUAGAACUCUUUCCUACGCCUGUCAGGAGCGCCGGUAUGGGAGUGUGUUCCAUGUCCUCCCGUAUCUCCGGCAUCAUCGCCCCGUUCGUGGUGCAGCUGCGCUCGGUCUGGGACCAGUUUCCAUUUGUGUUGUUUGGCGCCUUGUCGAUCACAGCCGGCCUGUUGUCUUUGCUGCUCCCGGAGACAACCAAUAAGAAGCUCCCAGAGACUAUGGAAGAAGGGGAGGCCUUCGGAAAGCCGAAGUGUUUGGGAGGCGGCGAUCAGAGCGCUGAUGUUCUCAAAGUCGACGAUGGUAUGGUGGAGUUGGACUUGAAGCAACGGUUCGACAACACGUCAUUCGAGGACAAAGGCUGCCAGACGCACGAGUUCCAUUAA